CCCCCUGACACUCGGACGGAGGGGAGCUGCGGGUCCUGUGAUGCUGUGACGGAGGAGGCGGGGCCAGGAGUCAGGCGAACCAGGGAAGAUGGAGGACCGUGUGAUGGGGCCGUCGGAGCGGACCCGCAUCCUGCCGCAGCACCGCGGCUGAACGCAGUCUCAUCCUGGCAGCCUGUGCUCUGAGCUCAUAGAGGAGGAAGCUGAUGAUGGACUCCUAAAACUCCUCUGACACUGUUGAGCCAACCAGAACCAAACAGCCAUGAACCCCCAGGAGACGGAGCUUGGGCAAGUGGCGAUGGAGGAAACCGAUGCCCCUCCUCGCUUUCACCAUAACAAUCACAGUAGCUGGUCCAAUAACCUGGAAAAGCGGUACAGGCGCUGUGAGGCCCCAGCUGGAGGAAGUGCCGGCGGCAGUGCACGGGCGCCACAACAGCGUCUGCCACAGGAGGAGCAAGACAUAGAACUGCAGCACGGAGCUCAGUUUCCGCAGCCACAGCAGCCACAGCCUAUUCCUCGACCUGCAGUGACACGUUAUCGAAGACAGGGGGACAACGAGGCCCGGAUCAGAGUCCAGCAGCAGAGACACAGACAGAGGCAGCAGAGAGAGGCGGAGAGAGCACAGCAGCAGAAGAAGCAGCACCACCCAGAGAUGACCCAGGAAGACGAACGAGAGAGGGAUGAUUCAGUGCUGGCCCGCUCAGCGAGCACGGAGAGCGGCUUCCACACCCAUACAGACCGGGCUGAGGGUGAUGAUAGCCUGGUAAUGAUGUCUCUGGAGCCUGAGGCACAGCCAGAGCCAGAGGACGAAGCAGGGAUUUAUGAAGUCCAGCUACGGCCAGAGGCAGAGGGAUACACUGAGAGUGCAGAGGCUGAACAGCAACAACUCCAUUCACAUCCUUUCUUUCCUCAGACCCCACCGCUGCCAUGUGAAGCUUUGCCUGAUAUUCAAAACCCCCAGACACAGGAUGAUGAAGAACAGGUCCUGAAUUCUGGAUAUUCCAACUACGUCUACUCCCAACCCCUCAGCCCCUCCAGGGGAAGGGCCGAAGUGUUGGUCAGUCAGAGCUUGGAGAGUUUAGAUAUUGGACUUGUGGAUGAAGCCUAUUGUGAGCCUUAUGACAUUUGCUCACUGUCUGAGCAUGUAUAUGAGGAAAUCUGUGAUGCCCCAUCAUCAGUUUCAUCUGCUGCAGACAUGGCUGGGGACACAGAGUCUCUUCAACAGAGGAGGGCUGGGUUUCGACUUUUGGAGGGCCAGACGGGAGGUGACGACUACCAUCAGCAGGAGGCAGUGGGCUCCCGUCUCCGCCACUAUGACGAACGCUCAGAUGGUGAGUCAGACAGCCCAGAGAAGGAGGCUGAAUUUGCCCCCUACCCACGUGCCGACAGCUGUGAGCACGAGGAGGACAUUGACAGCAUUGUGGCUGAGGUCAAAGAAAGCAUAAGCUCUCAGAGUCUUCAUCGUAAUGCAGAAGACACCAUAUGUGAGGAGAAUGACCUACCACAGGAAGAAGAAAAACACCAACUUGAGUCCCAGACUGACUCCGAUAAACAUCACAGAGCAGCCAACCGAGGGAAGCCAGCCAGAAAGCUGUCUGUUAGUCCCUCAGAGGAGCCUGGAGCAGUGAAGAACAGCCAGGAGAAGAGGGAUGCCAUCUCUCUGGCUAUUAAGGACAUUAAGGAGGCCAUAGAGGAGGUGAAGAUCAGAACGGUGAGAUCUCCGUACACACCCGAUGAGCCCAAGGAGCCCAUUUGGGUAAUGAGGCAGGACCUGAGCCCCACUGCUGAAUGUGACCUUCAGGCAUCACUUGGAGGAGAUUCUCCUGGUUCCGGCUCCCCCUCUCCUCCAGGAGCAGAGUCCUCCCACAGACAUCUGCUGCAGGAUGACAGUGGUGAAUCGUCUCCUUCCGGUAAAGAGUCCAGAAGAAGCCUCGCUUCCUUCCCCACAUAUGUAGAAGUGCCAGGCCCGUGUGACCCGGAGGACCUGAUCGAUGGGAUCAUCUUCGCAGCCAUCUACCUGGGCUCCACCCAGCUGCUGUCGGACAAGACGCCGUCCAAGAACAUCCGCAUGAUGCAGGCGCAGGAGGCCGUCAGCCGCAUCAAGACGGCCCAGAAAUUAGGGCAGAACAAGAAGAAGGCCCCCGAGGGGGAGCCUCAGCCCACGACAGAGGUGGAUCUCUUCAUCUCCACCCAGAGAAUCAAAGUCCUCAACGCUGACUCUCAGGAGACCAUGAUGGACCACCCUCUGCGGACAAUCUCCUACAUUGCUGACAUUGGCAACAUUGUGGUACUGAUGGCCCGGCGCAGGAUGCCUCGAACGGACUCUCAGGAGAGCGUGGAGGCCUCAGACCCGGGUCAAGAGAGCAAGCGGCAGUACAAGAUGAUAUGCCAUGUGUUCGAGUCUGAGGAUGCCCAGCUGAUCGCACAAUCUAUCGGACAGGCGUUCAGCGUCGCCUACCAGGAAUUCUUACGGGCCAAUGGUAUCAACCCUGACGACCUCAGCCAGAAGGAGUACAGUGACCUUCUCAACACUCAGGACAUGUACAACGAUGACCUCAUCCACUUCUCCAAGUCGGAGAACUGCAAAGAUGUGUUCGUGGAGAAAGCUAAAGGCGAGAUCCUGGGUGUUGUCAUUGUGGAGAGUGGGUGGGGCUCCAUCCUGCCCACCGUCAUCAUUGCCAACAUGAUGCAUGCUGGGCCGGCGGAGAGGUCCGGCAGACUGAACAUAGGAGACCAGAUCAUGUCCAUCAACGGGACCAGUCUGGUGGGACUGCCACUGUCCACCUGCCAGAGCAUCAUAAAGGGCCUGAAGAACCAGUCUCGUAUCCAGCUGAACAUCGUCAGAUGUCCCCCGGUGACCACCGUCCUCAUCAGGCGUCCAGACCUCCGCUACCAGCUGGGCUUCAGUGUCCAGAACGGCAUUAUCUGUAGCCUGAUGCGCGGGGGUAUUGCUGAGCGCGGCGGGGUGAGAGUGGGUCACCGCAUCAUCGAAAUCAACAGUCAGAGCGUGGUGGCCACGCCCCACGAGAAGAUCGUCCACAUCUUGUCCAACGCCGUGGGAGAGAUCCACAUGAAGACGAUGCCUGCGGCCAUGUACCGCCUGCUGACUGCGCAGGAGCAGCCGGUUUACAUCUAACAAGACACGGCCUUUAGACCCCCUGCGAUCAGCUGUCACUCCCCAGGCCAACCUGUUCAGCCCCAGUCCUCGUCCUCAACCCUCCCAUCCGCAGCCGAUGCCGUGGAUAGAUGGUUUGGUUCCUCGUCGUUACAAUUAGUGAAAGGUUAUUGUUUUUUGGGGGUUUUUUACCACCAAAGAAUUUUCAACUCCCAGUAGUUCCUCAGAAUCCUAAUAUUUCCUUCCCUGUUCCCUGUUCACAUUCUGAAACUCAACUCUUUUGAGUAAACGUCGACGUGUAUCCGUAAUGGGCUCUUAAAGGGGCAGUAAGCGAUCUUGGAGAAAGCUUGAUUCUCCCUUUGUUGUUGCUGUGAUUUUCGCUCACUGAUGUGUGGCGCGACCCGGGUGUUUUCUCGAUUUACAGAGCCAGGGCGCACACACACAACCGACAGCGGAAAAAAACGCGUAUUGCUUUAGAAUCACUUACUGUCCCUUUAACUAUUAUAGUUUGAUGAGUGUUUUGGUCACAACACAGUGGAAAUUUUAUUUUCAUGAGCUGGCAACGGAAUCUGUUAAUCUGCAAACCGG
Molecule: messenger RNA, 3700 nt
Organism: Scophthalmus maximus (turbot)
Lineage: Eukaryota; Metazoa; Chordata; Actinopteri; Pleuronectiformes; Scophthalmidae
Gene: apba1a
Product: amyloid beta (A4) precursor protein-binding, family A, member 1a
Exons: 13
Coding region: 260-3133 (957 amino acids)
Biological process (GO): chemical synaptic transmission
Cellular component (GO): plasma membrane; cytoplasm; dendritic spine
Molecular function (GO): protein binding; amyloid-beta binding
Source: RefSeq, a predicted model, not a curated record